AGUAAAGGGGAGAAAUUGAAGGGAAGAAAGGGAGAGGUAAGGGAGGACCUUGUUAGUUUUGGUCUGUUAGUCACUUCUUUUAUCAUGUCCUUUUUGGGAUCUUUGGACUUCAAAGUGUGGGGACUUCUUAUUGUUAUACUCUGAAAUAUAAUUAGCUAGUUGAGUUCUUUUCACACUUCUUGAACUGUCCUUUGUCCUCCAGUUUCUCUCUCCUCCUUAAUCACGUGUUAGCAUCAGCAUUGGUGAAGAUGGUUGAUCAGAGGAGUAAAGUCUCUUGUUCUAGACUCUAUCCUACCACCUCUUUCUGUUGGUUUUAUUUAUCUACUUCCCUCUCUACACUAAUGAACAGAUGAGCCAUGGUUUAGGAAAUAAUUCGUCCUGAAAAUUACAUAUAAACUGAAGCUGAUUUCACAGAGCUGUAGAGAAACUACCCAGCACCUGGGAGCCAAACUCGGCUGAGCCAGGACCCUUUUGCCUCCACAGAAGAGAGCUCAGAAGAGUGUCACACACCCUGAACCUCCAACAGGACUGUGAUAUUCUCUGCAGGUGAAUCUACUCCCUGGCUGACUUUAGGAUUUUUAUUUCUGGCUUUUACAUUUUUCUUUUCAAAAAAACUUGGACGGAUAAAAGAUGUGCCAUGGCAGGAUAGCACCAAAGAGCAGCACCUCAGCAUUUGCCGUGGCCUCCGUGGGACAUGGAGUGUUCUUUCUGCUGGUGAUCCUUAGCACCCUGCUUGGAGACGGACUUGCCUCAGUGUGCCCUCGGCCCCCGGAGCCAGAGAAUGGUGGCUACAUCUGCCACCCCCGGCCCUGCAGAGACCCCCUGACAACAGGCAGUGUCAUCGAGUACCUGUGUGCUGAAGGCUACGUGUUGAAGGGUGAUUACAAAUACCUGACGUGUAAGAACGGCGAGUGGAAGCCGGCCAUGGAGAUUAGCUGCCAUCUCAACGAGGACAAAGAUACCCACACGUCACUUGGGGUCCCCACGCUGUCCAUAGUGGCUUCCACUGCCAGCUCUGUUGCUCUCAUUCUCCUCCUUGUAGUGCUGUUUGUGUUGCUGCAGCCAAAACUGAAGUCAUUCCAUCACAGCAGGCGUGACCAGGGGGUGUCUGGGGACCAGGUGUCCAUCAUGGUGGAUGGAGUCCAGGUUGCGCUACCCUCAUAUGAAGAGGCUGUGUAUGGCAGUUCUGGUCACUGUGUGCCACCUGCUGACCCCAGAGUGCAGAUUGUGCUGUCCGAAGGGUCUGGGCCAAGUGGGAGAGGUGUGCUAAUGGAGCAGCAGCUGCAGGACCAGGGGGCUUGCUCCUCUGCAGGUGGAGAGGAUGAGGCCCCGGGCCACUCUGGACUAUCUGAAGCCUGGGCCUCUCGGGGCUCAGAGACUGUGGUGGUACAUCAGGCAACCACCUCUUCCUGGGUGGCCGGCUCAGGGAGCCGACCAGCACACAAAGAAGCCGCAGAUUCAGAAAACAGUGACAUACAAAGCCUUUUAUCACUUACUUCGGAGGAGUACACAGAUGAUAUUCCACUGUUGAAAGAAGCAUGAGGGCUGCUGCUUUGCUCUCUGCGAUGGUCCUUUCUGCCCUUCCUCCUCCUCCCUGUGGGUUUGAACACCCUGGGCUCUCCAGCCAUCCUGUCCGGAUACCUGAGCUGCCACCUGUGUAUCUGUAUAUCUCUGAGGGCCUGGAGGCCCUCCUAGCUGGAAACCCAAGGAAGAGUCUUGCCAUCUGCCUGCUGGACAGCUGGAAGAGCUGGCUUUUUGCCUGGCCCAGCCCUCUCAUCUGUGUCGGGGACAUAUUUGAAUGUGCUGGAUUGAACCCUUCUUUUCCUUGAGCCCUCCGUGUCCCCUCCAGCCAGCUGUCUGGUGGCAGCCCCACUGGCUCACGUGGGUCUGAGUGCCGCUGUGUUUACUUGUGCCUUCCCCUCACCCUGUCCAAUUACCCUGUCAUACGGGCUUGUUGCUGUCCUACAAGCCUUAGUAGCUGCACUGCUGCCCCUUGCCAUACAGGAGGCUGGGUCGUGCCUGUUUCUUUGAGCAGAUCUGAGAGAGCUCUAAUGUCAAAAGAGUGGCUCUUAUUGGGUUAGUUUAUUGGGGCAAGAAGUGUGGGUCCUUGGGCUUGUCCUGGGUUGACACUGGUGGCAUAUUUCCUUGGCUGAGGGUGGAGGAUUUGGAAAACCAUGCCAAAGCCAUCCCAGCACUGGCUGUCCAACUCAGAGGUACAGGCUCCUGGCCUUGUUGAGUUGAGAGUUUCCAAGAAGCAUCCAGAAGAUCCCAAGGGAGGGAAGGAAGGCGGUUGAUGAUGAUUGUCUUUCUGAAAGCAAGUACUCCCUUUCUACUUCCAGCAUUAGCCUUCCUGGCUUCGGCUUUUUUCAGUUUCCCUGGAUUAUAAGGGAAAGUUCCAUGCCACCUCUAAGCGGCUCUGGCUCCCUUGCUGCCCACAGAGGCCUGAGGUGAAUCAUCCCCGGGACAGGAAAGUUGCUGAGAUGCUGUGGAAUGCCCAUCUGGUCACUGGAAGUUUGGUCGAGUUGCCCCUUUUUGGGUUCGUGGUGAGGAAGGGGAGCCUGAAGGCACAGGCUGAGACCCUGGGUGGCUGCAGGCAGCUCCAACCCCGGUCCCGAAGAUCUGCCUCACCAUGGUCACGUGCCUUAGUAACUGUGCCCAGGAGGUGUCCUGCUGCUGGCUGCCCUGCUGCUUUUCCUACUUCUGCCCUUCCCUGCCCACCCCCUUCACAAGUCACAGCUGACAAAUGACUCCCUUCUUUUUUCCCUAGCUCCCUGGGGGAAGGGCUGAGAAACAGUUCGCAUAUAUUCCUAGAACCUUACUGUCUGAGGUGGGCGAGUGGUUUGCAAGGCAUGCUCGCUCCUGAGGCACUGUCAGACUGAAGCCUGGGACUCAGGGCCCUUGGAGGAGCUGCUGGGCUGGAGGGAGUGGGCUUGAUGUUCCAGACCCUCCCGUUGGUGGUGAAGCUGCUGCCAAGCCCUUUAGACCUUUCCCUUGCCCAUGUGAUAAAGGUUAACCAGGCUGGAGUGGAAGAGCUCAACCAGGCUGCUAUCAUCUUCGAGAGAUGUGGCAUUAAGGAAUGUUUGGUUUGGCUUUGAUUUUUUUUUUUUUUUUUUUCCUUAAAGCACUGGGGUUGGGAAAGCGAAGCUGACCGUGUUUCACCUCUACUUCUUCCCUGAGCCUCUACGUUUGGGGUGGUAAAAAUAAUAAAAAUCCCAGGAUAUUUUCAGUACCUGACCUACCAGGUUUAUCUCCAGGCAUGGGUGGCCUCUGAGAUUAGGGGAGAAUGCCUUCUCUCAGCCAGCUGUGCUCCUGCCUCCGCUCUUACACAAUGCACUUUACGGCCCGGACAUUCCCUGGCUUCUUGCAACCACAUGCAGUCUUCCUUCCUCUCAGGGUAAGGGCAGUGCCUGCUAAGCCUCAUUAGCCACCCCUACACGUUUCUUUCCUUCCCCACCCAGGAGCCCCCACAUGCUGUGCGCAAAGCCCAGGCCAAAGUGGUUAAAGAUCGAAUAGGUUGGCUAAAAGGCUGGAACACAGAAGCCUUCUGAGGGAGGUGAACCAUGCUUAGCUGGUGGCUGUCCUUGGCCUCAGAGAGGCCAUUUCCAGAUACGUGCCUGCCGUCAGCUGCUGCAUCAGCCCAUUGGGCCCAGCUGCUCUCUUUCACCCACAGAGGUACCCUUGUCUUCCUCCAAAGUAUGAAAGCAGGGACAAAUGGGGGGAUCGUAAGUUUCACUGCUGAGCCUUUAGCUUUUGUUUUGCAACCUUCCAAAACCUAAAUUCUAUUCUAGAAUAUUAAAAAAUGGAAGAUCUUACUGCCUUUUAUCUUGGUACUCUGGGGUUUUUUUCCCCAAGAGAUUGCACUUUUUCUUUUGGGUUUAUUCAGCCACAUAAGUGACCAACUUUGCCCUUGAAAAAAAAGAAAAUCCUUCCUUAUGAAGUCUCCUUCCACCUCAGUUCAGCCACAUAAGUCACCAGCUUAACCCUUGGAAAAAAAAAGAAAAUUUGUCAGCCUCCUUACACUUCUCUCAUCUUCUGUUAAUACCACCCUGGAGAUUACAAGUCCAGACUUGCCUACCUGGUAGGAAAGAAAAAAGUCAGAACAAAUUGAAGCUUUAGCUCCCUUCCUCCUCCCUUUGGUCACUUGUUUUGAGGGGGCCUACUUCACGGAGGUGCCUGUACUUCUAGGUGCGGGACCUGAAAUUUAUUGCUCCCGACAUCUAGGACUGCUUCUUCCUGUAGUUCUCUGCCCAAAGCAAUUUCUUAACCAUCAGCCGUGUGCUGCUGUUUUUCGGGCUUCUGGACUUUGCCCCUUGUAGAGGGAAUUGGGACUCCACAGCUGCUUCAAGGUGGGGUCUGGCUGAGAGACAAGGGCAGGUGACAGGUGUCAGGUCUGUUAGGAAGGAGGCUACCCAAAGAGCCUGUGCAGGUGUGAAAAAAAACAAAUGGCCACAACCCUACUUUCCUAUGCUUGCCUUUAGGGGAGUCCAGCAGAAGGCGUUGCCCAGGGGAAAUGGCCAGCACCAAAGGACUUUAAUUCUGUGUGUGUGUAUGUGUAUGUGUGCACGCUUGAGCUCACUCAGUGCAGGUUUUAUAUCUUGGUGACUUGCAGUCACAUUCUAGUGACUUUGAAGGGCCAGUAUAUGGUGAAAAUCACUUAAAAUUUCCGUCCCUUUCAAUGCCUUAGUUUAACAGGUAGAUUCUGUCUUUUGUCAUUUCUGUAUUUCUUUACCAUGUUCCCAUUUCACUGAAUGUGAACUGUGAAAUGGGCUGAGUCUUGGCCACUUUGGUUUUGUGAGGCAUUUCAAUGUACAUUCCACAGACACUCCAUUUGUAAACAAACAAACUAAUAUUGUCUUCCCAAUUCAUCUUGCUCUUCUCCUCCUGCCCCCAGCCUUAAAGUUCUGUGGAGAAGCUAGAUGGCAAGACAGACAAAGGUAUACUUUUCCUGCUUCGUUAUUGGUGGCACAGUGAUAAAUAGCACUCAGCCUUUCUUCCUCUUCCAAUCCCAGCUCCCACCUGAGCUCUCAAAACCACUUGCUUCCUACAUAACUAUGUCGUCUCCAUUUCCAGGGAACAUCCAUGCAUAGAAAAUGGAAUAUGCUGCAAACAUAAGUCCUUGCCCUUUUUUUUUUUUUUAAAUGUCUUUUCCUUUUUCUCUUAAAGAGGAAAAAGGGCCUAGAAGGGAACUGUCAUACAGGCUUUACAGCUUGAUUCCAGAUGUGCUUGCUGAGGACAGUGAGGCUGGUUGCUUCUGUAUGGGCCUGCUAGUUCUCCUGGCUCUCAGCAUCAGGACAUUCAUUAUUUGUGCCCCGCUGGAGGGCUUGGAGAAUAUUUUGAUUGGCAGAUGUUUGGGCUGAGCGGUCCUGUAGCUGGUUCCCCAGAGAGGGAAAUGCAACAGGCUGUUUUACUGGGAAGCAACUCCUCUUAAUUUCCAGUUGAAAAUCUAGUAGAAUUUUGAAAGAAAACCCCAAGGUUGAAUCCUCUGCCAAGCAAGAGAGAGCUGGAGGGGACACAGGGGUAAAGCACUCAGAUUGCCAAGCAGGGAAGAGAGAUGAGGGUGGGGCUACGUGGCAGCCCGCUACCCCCUGCCCUGGUUUCUUCCUGUUAUUGCACCACUAUGGAAUCCUCUGUAGCAUGGUACUCAUAAUGGUUUAAAACAUGCAAGCAUAAAGGACUGUGCAGGAUGUCACUCAGUUUGGGUUUGCUUUAUUUUAUUUUAUAUAUGUGUAUAUGUUUUUUGGUAUCCUGUACAUUGCAGUGGGUGUGAAGAUAGUAUUUUAAUAUUUGUACAAAGUUUAAUUUAAUUUUAAUUGUUCUAUGUAUAUAACUGCAUUUCUAAAUAAUAAUAAUAAAAAAAGUCUUAUGACCAGA
Choloepus didactylus (southern two-toed sloth) is the source of this 5871-nucleotide messenger RNA. It is a transcript of the gene SUSD6, whose product is annotated as sushi domain containing 6. The transcript has 6 exons. The record is from RefSeq and is a predicted model, not a curated record. NCBI's taxonomy places the organism in Eukaryota, Metazoa, Chordata, Mammalia, Pilosa, Megalonychidae. The coding region runs from base 631 to 1542 and encodes 303 amino acids.